Messenger RNA from Bombyx mandarina (wild silkworm), 1811 nucleotides. It is a transcript of the gene fat-spondin, whose product is annotated as extracellular matrix protein f-spondin. Gene Ontology annotation, biological process: cell adhesion. The record is from RefSeq and is a predicted model, not a curated record. Gene Ontology annotation, cellular component: extracellular matrix. NCBI's taxonomy places the organism in Eukaryota, Metazoa, Arthropoda, Insecta, Lepidoptera, Bombycidae. Gene Ontology annotation, molecular function: serine-type endopeptidase inhibitor activity.
ACCCACCCGUGUCGACCAAGAGACGUUCUACCUCAAGCUAAGCAGUUUAAGUUACAAUUAAAGUUUGCCGCACAUGUAUACAAAUAGUACCGGCGGUGUUAAGUGAGUAGGUAGACUUGCCGUAAGGACCACUAGCGUGAUAGAGAAGAAAAAACUGCAAACUUAUUUUCUCAGAGAAAAGCGCAAAGAGUUAAUGCGUGCUCGUGGCUACAUAAACGGAUCGCGCUAUUGGCGGUCAGCAACAAUAAUGUACACCAAUAGGCUUACUUAAAAUUUGCGUAAUCAAUGUUUACUUAAUGUAAUAUAGCAAACUUAUUUAGAGCAGUCGCUUGACCCCCGACAUUUGACCUCUUAUCAAGUCGUUCUCACGAGUUUGAUAAAUAACUAUAUUCUGCGUACUCUACUCUCGACUGUAGGCGGUGGUGGUGACGUGGGGCUAGUACGUCUUAAGCCCAAAUAAAAUGGGCAAUCUGAAAAUUUUAAUGUGGCUAGGCCUAGUGUCCGCGGCACUGGCUUGCGAGCUAAAUCCAGGUCCUGGAGUAGGUUCAAAGUCACCUGGAGACAAUCACUACAGGCUGAUUGUUAACGGAGAAGUUGAGCGAUAUGCGCCGGAUCAGAGAUAUGUCGUGACUCUGGUCGGUUCCCGCACUCAUGACGUAGUACAACAGUUUGCGGGCUUCAAAAUAAUCCUUGAUCCUUUGAACCCGGACACAAGGAGGGCGCCCAGCAAACAGGGACAGUUCCAGCUCUUCGCCGAUACUUUAACUAAGUUCGACGAAGAAUGUACGAACUCCGUUGUCGAGGCUGACGAUCUGCCCAAAACUGAAGUCCAGGUCAUGUGGAAAGCGCCACCGGCUGGUUCAGGAUGCGUGCUUUUGAAGGCGAUGGUGUAUGAAAAUGCGAGUCGUUGGUUCGCUGAAGACGGUCAGUUGACCAAACGAAUCUGCGAGGACACGUCUCUGUCCAUCCCCGACUGCUGCGCCUGCGACGACGCUAAAUAUAGGAUGGUGUUCGAGGGGCUCUGGUCUCCGCAGACACAUCCAAAGAACUUCCCGACCCAAGCUCUGUGGUUAACUCACUUCUCUGACGUCAUCGGAGCCACUCAUCCUAAGAACUUCACUUUCUGGGGCGAAGGACAGCUCGCUUCAGACGGAUUUAGAUCUCUGGCGGAAUGGGGUUCAGUAGGUCUGAUGGAGCGUGAACUUCGUCAACACGGAGGUCUGCUCCGGUCCAUCGUCAAAGCCCAGGGUCUGUGGCAUCCGAGGGUCAAUUCCAAUACUUCUGCUGCCUUCACCGUUGACAAGAAGAGGCAUUACCUCUCUCUUGCUUCUAUGUUUGGUCCAUCUCCUGACUGGGUGGUGGGAGUGAGUGGACUGGACCUCUGCCAGAAAGAUUGCUCCUGGGUUGAAUCUAAGAUUAUCGACUUGUAUCCUUACGACGCUGGCACAGACAAUGGCGUCUCUUACAUGUCGCCCAAUUCUGAGACCGUACCCCGGGAAAGGAUGUACCGCAUCACCCCCAUGUUCCCUGAGGACCCUCGUGCUCCGUUCUACGACCCCGACUCCAAGACGAUGGCUCCGAUGGCCAGACUCUACCUCACCAGAGAAAAAUUAAUUUCCAAAUCUUGUGACGAGGAAACUCUUUUAGCUCUCGUCGCUGAAGAGGAAGAGAACACGCAGACGGUCGAUAAACCAGAAGUAGACGUCUGCAGGCUAUCGGCCAGUCCCAAUAUCGGAUCCUCGAUCGGGAGAUCGGUUCAAUCGGAGAUCGAAAACGAUCUCCCGAUCGAUCUCCAAUCUGCGUCCCAAUAA